Durusdinium trenchii is the source of this 705-nucleotide messenger RNA. Lineage: Eukaryota; Dinophyceae; Suessiales; Symbiodiniaceae. The record is from the annotation of a GenBank genome assembly.
AUGUUGGGCACCUUCGACCAGUGCUGGGGUGCUCUUGUCAGGACUGAGAGGCGCCCGCCACCACGAGCUCCACGCUUUGGGUCGCCGUGGCCCUGCGAAGAAGAGGUGAGUCCCCGACAAUGGAUGGAACGCGCCGGCUUUGCGGUUUUCCUGCGCGCAGUUGGUGCCGUGGAGCGUGGUGUGGCCGUGCCCGGAACGCCUGAGGAGCUUCGACGCAUGUGCGGCGUUGUUGCCGUGCAGGAUGAUGGCUUUUGUGGGUUUUGGUGCUUGGCUUAUCUCCUUGGUAUGGACUUACCACGUACCCUUGAAAAGGUGACCAUGGAGUUGGAUUCUUGCCGACAUUUGGCAAGUCAUGCCCGAGCUCAGGGCCGACACCCAUCAGCAGAGGAUCGAGCGUGGGAGAGGUUGUGGAACAUCGCAGAUGCCAAACUACGCUGUUUGAGGUACCGGGGUUAUCACGUUGACCUGGUCUCAUGCGAGUUGCAACGGAGGGGGCUGCAGGACACCAACUGCUUCCUCACACACGCAGAACUCUCAUUGUUGUGUGCCCGCAUGUGCGGGAGCUGGACGCCUGUGGUGGAGGUUACGCCGGACUUUCAUGCGUCAGAAGAGACUGGAGACCACACCAUGCUUGCUCUUGCAGCUGAAGGAGUACCCACAUUGGAGGCCAUUCUCUGCGACAUGGCUCAGGAUUUCUUGUGCUGA